Perca fluviatilis (European perch) is the source of this 6186-nucleotide messenger RNA. RefSeq names its product cache domain containing 1 (gene cachd1). The coding region runs from base 1 to 3927 and encodes 1308 amino acids. The transcript is spliced from 27 exons. Gene Ontology annotation, molecular function: voltage-gated calcium channel activity. Gene Ontology annotation, cellular component: voltage-gated calcium channel complex. Lineage: Eukaryota; Metazoa; Chordata; Actinopteri; Perciformes; Percidae. The record is from RefSeq and is a predicted model, not a curated record.
AUGGCGAGGCGGACGGGGGAGAAACCUCCGGGUUUGACGCCGAAUACGCGCGCUGCUUUCCGGGAUAAACACCUUCGGUUUCACGGGGGCUUGUUGGCUUUUUCGUGGAGCUUCGUUGUAAUGUGCUCGGCUCUUUCUUGUGGAUAUUGCGGAGCCGAAACGGAGUUUUCCAUCCUGGAAGAAGCGCAAGUUUUGGCCGACCAGAUGAAAAAGCUGUCCUCCCAGGAGCUGGGAGUCUUUACUAUGCAGAGGAUUUUCAACUCGUUUGUGUAUACUGAGAAGACAUCAAACGGAGAGACAGAAGUGCAGCAGUUGGCCAAAAAGAUCAGAGAAAAGUUUAACCGCUACCUGGAUGUGGUGAACCGGAACAAACAGGUGGUGGAGGCCUCGUACACCGCUCACCUCACCUCUCCGCUCACUGCAAUACAGGACUGCUGCUCCAUACCUGCAUCUAUGAUGGAGUUUGAUGGAAACUUCAAUACCAACGUAUCCAAGACCAUCUGCUGUGACAGACUUUCCCCCAACGUCAACAGCCGAGCUUUUAACCCUGGACGGGACCUCAACUCAGUUUUGGCAGACAACCUGAAGUCCAACCCGGGGAUAAAGUGGCAGUACUUCAGCUCAGAGGAGGGCAUCUUUACAGUCUUCCCUGCCCACAAGUUCCAGUGCAAGGGAAGUUACGAGCACCGCAGCAGGCCUGUGUAUGUGUCUGCGGUGCGUCCCCAGUCUAAACACAUCGUGGUGAUGGUGGACCACGGAGCGUCUGUAACGGACACCCAGCUUCAGAUCGCCAGAGACUCAGCACUGGUCAUCCUCAACGCUGUAGAUGAACAUGACAAGAUCUCCAUUUUGUCAGUGGCAGAGAUGGUUCGCUCCUGUUCUCUGGACCAGUGCUAUAAGAGUCUGCUCUCUCCGGCCACCAGCGAGACCAAAAGGAAGAUGAGCACCUUCAUCUCCAACAUCAAGGCGUCUGAUGGAGCCACACUGCACGCAGCCGGCUUCCAGAAGGCCUUCCAGCUGCUCCGAAACACCAGCAGUCUCUGCAAACAGACCACAGACAUGGUGAUCAUCUACCUGUCGUCUGGCAUCACAUCUCGAGAGUCGUCGGAGCAGGAGAAGAGAGCGACGCUCACUGUGGUCAGAGAGGAGAACCGACACCUCAACAACUCGGUCAUGAUCCUAACAUACGCUCUCAUGAACGAGGGAGUAACAGGCCUCAAGGAGCUGGCCUUCUUGAGGGAUCUCGCAGAGCAGAAUUCGGUGAAAUACGGCGUCGACCGAACUUCCGACCGAGACCGCUUAUCUGCGGCAUCCUCGUCCGGAUCAGCCGGAGCUUCCAUGAUGCCGGUGGUGAAGGGAAGUAUGAUGGUUCUAAACCAGCUGAGCAACCUGGAGACGACAGUGGGCCGCUUCUACAUUAACCUGCCCAAUCGCAUGAUCGACCUGGCCCGCUUCAGCCUGCCCUACACUGACCCCAUGGGAGAUGGGUUUAUCAUGACCGUGAGCCGGCCGUGUUAUUUCGGUAACCUGCUCCUGGGCGUGGUCGGGGUGGAUGUGAACCUGGCCUACAUCCUGGAGGAUGUAACCUACUACCAAGACUCACUGGCUUCUUACACGUUCCUCAUCGACAACAAAGGUUACACCCUGAUGCAUCCGUCACUGACACGGCCCUACUUGAUGACCGAGCCUCCCCUUCACACUGACAUUAUCCACUACGAGAAUAUCCCAGGAUUCCCUGUUGUCCGGCAGAACAUCCUCAGCCUCCCUCUGGGCAGUCAGGUCAUUUCUGUCCCAGUCAACUCAUCUCUGUCGUGGCACACCAACCGACUCCGGGACAGCAACAAAGAAGCAUACAACGUCAGCUACGCCUGGAAACUGGUUCAGGACACGUCUUUCAUCCUGUGCAUCGUGUACGUGCAGCCGGAGAUCCCAGUGAAGCAUCUGAAGAACCUGAACACAGCUCCCAGCUCCAAGCUACUGUACCAUCGUUUGGACCUGCUGGGUCAGCCCAGCUCCUGCCUGCACUUCAAGCAGCUUUCCACAGUUGAGUCCCCCACUGUGAUGUUGGCAGCCGGUAGUUUCUCCUCUCCCUAUGAGCACCUCAGUCAGCCCGAAACGAAGCGCAUGGUGGAGCACUACACCGCCUACCUGAGUGACAACACCAGGCUCAUAGCCAACCCAGGCCUCAAGUCCUCUGUCAGGAACGAGGUUAUGGCGACCAGUCACGUCACGGAUGAGUGGAUGACACUAAUGGAAAUGAGUAGCCUCAACUGCUACAUUGUGCGCCGUUACAUAGCAACGCCCAGUGGGGUGCUCCGGAUUUACCCGGGAUCACUGAUGGACAAAGCCUUCGACCCGACCCGCAGACAAUGGUACCAGCAUGCUGUGGCUAACCCUGGCCUCAUCACCUUCACGGGACCGUACCUGGAUGUAGGCGGGGCGGGCUACGUUGUCACCAUCAGCCACACCAUCCAUGCCUCCAGCUCUCAGAUGGCCCCUGGUUACGCAAUUGCAGUGAUGGGUAUAGACUUCACUCUACGCUACUUCUAUAAGGUCCUACUGGACCUGCUGCCCAUCUGCAACCAGGACAAAGGAAACAAGAUCAGGUGCUUCAUAAUGGAGGACAGAGGGUACCUGGUCGCUCACCCCACUCUCAUUGACCCCAAAGGUCACGCCCCUGCAGAGCAACAGCACAUAACACACAAGGAGCCGCUGGUGGCUAACGACAUCCUGAACCACCCCAACUUUGUCAAGAAGAACCUAUGUAACAGCUUCAGUGACCGCACCGUGCAGCGCUUCUACAAGUUCAACACCAGCAUAAUGGGGGACCUUACCAACCUGGUCCAUGGUAGCCAUUGUUCCAAGUACCGUCUGACCCGAAUCCCCGGCACGAACGCCUUCGCUGGUAUCGUCAACGAGACGUGUGACUCUCUGGCGUUCUGCGCCUGCAGCACCGUGGACCGGCUCUGUCUCAACUGCCACAGAAUGGAGCAGAAUGAAUGUGAGUGUCCAUGUGAAUGCCCCCUGGAGGUCAAUGAGUGUACCGGCAACCUCACCAGUGCUGAAAACAGGAACCCUAGUUGUGAGGUGCACCAGGAGCCAGUCAGUCUGAAUGUGAUUGAUCCUAGUCUGCAUGACACCAUGCCCCAGUGCAUCAACACUCGCUGUAGCCAGAGAUACACCAGCAGUGAUUGUUUCGGCGUGUUGGACUGUGAGUGGUGCAUGGUGGACAGUGAUGGUAAGACUCAUCUGGACAAGCCGUACUGUGCCCUGCAGAAGGAAUGUUUCGGGGGCAUCGUCGGCGCCAAGAGUCCUUAUGCGGAUGGCCCUGGAGCCCUAGAUGAGGAGGUGGCAUCUCUAAAUAUGAUCAAGAGCGCCCCUGUGGGUCCGGUCGCCGGCGGCAUUAUGGGAUGCAUCAUGGUGUUAGUGCUGGCUGUGUACGCGUACAGACACCAGAUCCACAGGCGUUCGCACCAGCACAUGUCACCACUGGCAGCACAGGAAAUGUCAGUGAGAAUGUCCAACCUGGAUAACGAAAGAGAUGAGCGGGAUGAAGACAGCCAUGAGGACAGAGGAAUCAUCAGUAACACUCGAUUCAUCGCUGCCGUGAUUGAGCGGCACACUCACACGCCUGAACGGAGACGGAGGUACUGGGGUCGAUCGGGCACAGAGAGUGACCACGGCUACAGCACCAUGAGUCCGCAGGAGGACAGCGAGAAUCCACCUGGGAACAACGACCCGCUCUCAGCUGGUGUCGACGUCGGUAACCACGACGAUGACCUGGACCUGGACACGCCUCCUCAGACGGCAGCGUUGCUCAGCCACAAGUUUCACCCCUACCGGCACACGCAUACACACCACCACCCGCUGCACACGCACCACCUGCAGGCCGCGGUCACCGUGCACAGUGUGGACGCAGAGUGCUGAUCUUCAGCGCGGCAUUUGCCCCCCCCCCUGCCAGGGAUGGAACUUGGAUAGAACUUUUUUUUUAUUAUUAUUAAAGACUAUUUUUAAAAACAUUUGUGCUUGAUUAGACAGCACACAGUAGGUACUGUCAGGAUGGACAUAGGGAGAGAGAAGCUGGACUCACAGUGUCACUGGGCCGCUGGGAUCUCUGCCAUGAAUGAAUGUUUAGCUUAAUAUGGUCUCAUUGUGCCAACAUCUCCAUCUCAACCCUUUAUAUAUAUAUUUUUUUUUUUAUAACCCAGUCCAAAAUCUGGCAAGUGUACACAGUUUUACACACACUGAAAAUUACCAGACCUGGGCCAGUAAUAAUAACCAAAUGGAAUGUUUUUUUUUUUUUUUGAAGGAAUUUGGCAUUCAGGACUCUGUAAGAGCACACACAAAUGCUGUUUGAGCCUAUUCAUUGAGGAGAAGACACAUCUGGAACCUAAAAUCCUUGAGAGAGGAUAUGGGUCUUUAUUUCCAUGUGGAAAACACUUUAUGGGACCAGAGGAUAAUCAAAUUAACAUAGAAAUCUAGAUGCUGAUUGGACCCCCCGGCUCCAUCCCAGCCUCCCCACUAAGUCCACUUGUGGUGAUGGACAGGAGGGGAACAAAGCUCUCUUUACAUUUGUGAAAAUGUCUCCGAUGAAGAGUAAGAAUACUGUAUUUUUACAUAGGCCGGUACCUAAUGUGGGAUUCUAUCAUGAAUUAUAUUGCAGCUGUACUCUCUGUUCUGCAGAUAGACUCUCCACACCGGGGUUUCUUCUAAAGAUAUUUGGACAUUUUUCACAAGUGUCUGUGAACUUCAAAGUACGAAAAUAAAUCCGUAAUUCCCAUAAAUACAGGAAGAAACCCUUUUAAGAGGGGAAGAUUAUUUUUCUACUAUUUAUUAAAGCGGUAAAUCUUCAGAACAGAUGAGUAAGCAGCUGCAGCUAACACAAACAAGAAAGUAGUUGGGAUAAGUGCUACGUACUGACCCACCCUCAUUAUUUUCUGGUUGUUUAUUUGGAAUUUAAAGAAUAUCCGACAUAUUUGCCUGUGGUGCAUAAUCACAAGCUCAUUUGGAUUUCAUUUCCAUUUCUUUCUUCAAUUUCUUUUAUAAAUUCUGAGCUAUCCUCUACCCCAGAGGAUCCCAUUUACUAUAUAGCGUGGUGAACAGAGUCUUCUUGCAGCAUGAAACCUGUUUGGAUGAGCAGGGACCUUAAAUCAAAAUCAGAUCCGCUCCUUUGAAAAAGAAAAAGAUAUUCAGGUAUUUUUCGGUAAAUAUCAGUGUGUAAAAAAAAAAAAAAAAAAAAAAACUAAUUAAAAUGAUGAGCCUUAAAUCCCAUCCUGUCUCAGAGUAGUUUGGAGGAAGUGGUCCUUGACAUAGCACAUUUUUCUUUCUCUAUUCAAAGUUCUGAAUCACUGAGGACUUUGUGUUAUUGUGAGGUAAGACUUGCCGUGCCGAACAUCCUCAUUCUGGACAUGUCCUCCGUAUCAGGAGGCAGAACUUCUAUGCUCGCUUGCCUUUGUAAGCCUCCUGGGGAUGAAGGAGAGAACAGUGAAAGUAACACCAGCAAAACAUUCCUGGCUUUAGUCAUUGCUGGGGAUUUGGUGUGUCAGGAUAGUUGGGGAUCCCUAUAGAGGUUCUGAGAGGUUCACAAAGACCCCCACAUCCCAACUUAUUUUGCCACCGAGGCCAGACUGAUACUGUGUGUAUGUUAAAGUUGUGUGCUGGAUUUUGUGCAAAGCAAGUUGAAUUUCCAGUGAUGCCCAAGAUGGAGUCUCCUUCUCAUCAAAGAGUGAAAGCGGGAGAGAUGCUGCUGCUGUUGUUGUACAGAGGUUACACCCAUCUGUCGGCUCCUCUGUGGUUAACCACUCAAAAUGUCUCUGGUUUGUGUGUGUGUGUGCGUGUGCGCGAGAAGAGAGAAUGAUGAUCCACCUGGAACAUUUUCAUUGAAUGCAUUAUUGUAUUUUUUUUUUCAAGAUAGUAUCAGAGAACUAUAGGUGAAAUUAUUAUGAUUGAGAAAUCCACUUAUUUUUAUUCUGAUGAAGUCACUUGACCCGAUCUGUGCUUUGUGAGUUUGAUUGUUCAGCUGGUUAAAAUUUGUGUCUGUGUAGCAUCCAUUUAUUUCUGGGUGCAAAAAAUGUCUAUUGUUAUUGAGAGAUUCAUUACGAAGUGUAAAUACAGAAUCACAAAUAGCUAUUAAUGUCCUGUACACUCCAUUUUUUUAUGUUAGUAAAACAUGAUUUAUGCUUCAAA